AUGCGUUCUGGUUGUGCAUGUCCUCGCAAUGUCCACGUUGACACAGGUACGACAAGAAAAUCGGAUGGAGCUAGCGAAUGGGUUGGGCAGGAGCGCGAAUGGUUCGACUUUUUAAUCCCACACGCAUCCUCUCUCCUUCUUUCCACCCACCUGCUAGGGUUUCCGUCGUUCCGGCCACCGCUGCCGCCGCCGGCGCCCGACGCCGCCACCAUCCCGGCUCAAAGCGGCGACCCAAGGAGGAGCUCCGGACUCGGCUGGAGUAGCUCGAGCAGCGGUGGUGGUCCACAACGCCAUCAACGUCUUCCUCGGCAGAGCAACGUAGGCCGUACAGACGUCCGGCUCCGUCCUGCUCUAGCGGCGCCGCCUGUCCACCCGACGAACAAAAGAGGAUUAAGGAGGAGAUGCACGACGGAGAUUUUGUUUCUCUAUGCCUACAAGACGAUCGCAGAAAAUCCAAGAAGAUUGACACGAGUGACCCCGGACCCGGAGGCUGUACCAAUCAUGUUUAUAGCACUACAAACUUGGAAUACGUCCAGUAUUUAUUAUCUUGGUAAUUCACUGCAUAUGAAGAAAGGACAACCGUUCAUGGACCCAUCCCAAGAGCUCAUCUGGUGGUGGUUGUUGCCGCUCCUUCUCUCCACGGCGUAGACCUUGUCGUCAAGCUCAUCUUCUAUCCUAAGGUGAUGAUCUUUCUGCAAGUUGCUGCCUGGGUUUAUAGUCCCGUUCGUUUCUUUACAAGACACAGAUGACAGAAAUGCCGCAAUGGGACCAGGUCGUUACCUUUUUCCGUCUCUGUCCACAUGUAUCCAUACAAUUGUUUGUUCGUCGUUUGCCCACUUAUGUGUAUAUAUGCUUCUUUCUAACAAUGGUCGUUUGGAUGCAUAUGCCCAUAUUGCCAUUUUUUGUGAAGUAUGUAGUAUAACCACUGGUUAUUCCUUGUAAUAUCCAAAUGGUAUAAGAGAUUUUGUUAGUGCACCAUUAGCAUAUUCUUUGUUACUGGAUCA
Triticum aestivum (bread wheat) is the source of this 1004-nucleotide messenger RNA. RefSeq lists its product as uncharacterized. The record is from RefSeq and is a predicted model, not a curated record. Bases 1 to 648 code for a protein of 215 amino acids. The transcript has 8 exons. Lineage: Eukaryota; Viridiplantae; Streptophyta; Magnoliopsida; Poales; Poaceae.